Messenger RNA from Mesocestoides corti, 474 nucleotides. The record is from the annotation of a GenBank genome assembly. NCBI's taxonomy places the organism in Eukaryota, Metazoa, Platyhelminthes, Cestoda, Cyclophyllidea, Mesocestoididae.
AUGGCAGCACCUUCCGCACCAACUCCUCACGAGUUCUCGUACUACGCCAUCCAGGUGGUCAUGUUAAGGAACGAUACCACUCCGUUUAGGGAUCAAAGAGAGAGGGAGACCGAGGUCGUGUACCCUAGCGUACCAGCCCGCUACCCGUCGUCCACCUCCUCCCCCCGCUCGCAUGGCAAUGAUUUAUGCUCAUGCAACGACCACGCCAGUGUGGCAUCAUGGGUAAAGGCAUACACGCACGCACACGCGUGCCCAUUCUCGCCGCCCCGAGAUGAGGUGGGUGGAGGAGGCGGACGAUCGACAGCCCCGAGACCAGUGUGCUCUCUCCAGCCUCGGCGUUUGAUGUUCACCGCGGCUGAAGCAGGCAUUUCUCUCUCUCGCUCGCGCUCGCUUGCCGAAGCCUCUGCAACCGACAGCCAGACACCCAAUGCAACCUCGCUUCUUUCACCCCCUGCCUCUUGCCCAAGGUGUUAA